AUGUUAAAAGGGAUUCAAGAACAAGCAAUGAAGGACUGUCUGCAAAAGAUUCCUCAAAGUCCAUUAGAACCAUAUGACAGUAAAUAUCAUGUAGGAAUAGUCUCUAACUUGAAGGAUCGUUUCAAAGAUCUGAACGAAAUUGCUAUAGUGGCGCAAUUUGUUGUUUUGCCAUUCAUGGAAAUUGAUAUCCAGCAGUUUGCAACUUCUAUUAUGCAGAAUUUUAGCGAAAACAUCGCUGCGACAGAAAUAGAAGUGCGUUUCAAAAUGAUUUAG
Molecule: messenger RNA, 273 nt
Organism: Acanthoscelides obtectus
Lineage: Eukaryota; Metazoa; Arthropoda; Insecta; Coleoptera; Chrysomelidae
Source: the annotation of a GenBank genome assembly